Punica granatum (pomegranate) is the source of this 1697-nucleotide messenger RNA. The record is from RefSeq and is a predicted model, not a curated record. NCBI's taxonomy places the organism in Eukaryota, Viridiplantae, Streptophyta, Magnoliopsida, Myrtales, Lythraceae.
AGAGAGAGAGAGAACCGCCGCCCCCCCCCCCCCCCAAAAACUGAGCGAGCGAGCGAGACUGUGGAAGAAGAGGAAAGUAAAGCCAAAGAAUCGGAGAAGCUAUCCCUCUCUCCUUUCAUACAAAAAGAGGGAAAGGGCGUCGCAUUGUCAGUUGCAUUUGCAUUGAAGAAGCAUAGCAUAGCAUAGCAGCAGCAGCAUUGCCUUUCGCUUUCAGGAGCUCUCAUUCUCAACCGAUGCGACUGAGCUCCGAUUCCAAUCUCUGGGCCUGAGCUCUCUUACCAACAACUCCCCACCCCCCUCUUCCUCAUUUCCUAUCAAAUGAAUUUUUUUUUUCAUGAAUGAAUCCCCUUGAUUAUCUGCUUUCCUUCGACAUCUUGAAGUUAUAGAGCUGCCCCUGCCUGCUGAUUCUGCUAGAUUGCUGCCGGAGAAAUCUGACGCCGAACAGUUCCGCCGGAUCAGGUUUGGUUUGGGGUAACUUCUGUAUGUAUGCCUUUAUGAGAUCAGAAAACUGCAGCCAGAGUCUGCAAAUGCUACCUUAGAAACAGACUCACUGAACCACCCCACUUGUCUGAACAUAUUGGCCUUCUGAAAAUGAGUGGGAAUGGGCAAAUGGAGGCACAUUACGUAAACAACGGAUUUCCAUACUCCAACACGGAAAGCUUCAUGGACUUCUUUGAAGGUCUGGCACAUUUUCCUGCAAACGUUGCUAAUUUUGGACCAAUGCAUGAUCAGGAAAGCGCAUACUGGUGCAUGAAUAUGAAUUUGUACAAGUUUGGGACAUCUAGCUAUGGGGGUACCACCUUUUACCCACCCUAUGGGGUAAGUGAUAAUAUUCCAAGAGUGGAUGUCAGCAGGAGAACCUGGGAAUACCCUUCAACCAUUAGCAUAGAAGCACCCACAGCGAUAGAUGCUCAGGCCGUGGACAAUGCAUUGAUGGGUGUAAAUACAAUCGCCGAAGAAUGUAGUCCCAAUCGUCACAAUGCCAAUGCGUUAGAGGAAUGUCUGCCGCCUCCUGAAGCAUCAGUUGUCUGGCAAGACAAUGUUGAUCUGGAUAAUAUGACCUACGAGGAAAUACUUGAUCUGGGUGAAGCAGUUGGCACUCAAAGUCGAGGCCUAAGUGAAGAGCUUAUUAAUCUCCUUCCAACCUCUAAAUAUAAGUUUGCGGACUUCUUUGCUAGAAAGAAGUUUGGGGAGAGGUGCGUGAUAUGCCAGACGAGAUACAAGAUAGGGGACCGUCAGAUGAAGUUGCCAUGUAAACAUGCAUACCACAGCGAAUGCAUUAAGAAAUGGCUAAGCAUCAAUAAGAUAUGCCCAGUAUGCAAUACCGAAGUAUUUGGUGAAGAAUUGAAGCAUGGGCAAGGGAAGUGCUGAAAGCAGUGGAAGAAGUUCCGAUUACUGUCUUUUUUUCUUUUUUUGUUGGAGUCUAAAUUGCAAUCUGUCAACGGCCCCCCUUUUCAAUUGGUUUACCCUUUCCUUAAUUAGUCUUACAGUUCUUAAUUAGGAUUAGGAAAGGAAAAGGAACUUUAUAGUGAUUUCUUUUCACCUGCCUGCCAUAGCCUAUAGGUUUUCUAAUUUAUAGAGUGGAUCUUGUAGUGUAGGUUUUUCCCUUUGGGUUCUUUGUGUAAUAUCUACUCUCCCACCAACUUACUUUUCGCAUCUUAUUGCACGACGAGCUUGUCGGUUUCUGUUGGAGAUGA